This is a messenger RNA of Emys orbicularis (European pond turtle), 2247 nucleotides long. It is a transcript of the gene EEIG1, whose product is annotated as estrogen-induced osteoclastogenesis regulator 1. The record is from RefSeq and is a predicted model, not a curated record. Lineage: Eukaryota; Metazoa; Chordata; Testudines; Emydidae. The transcript has 11 exons. Bases 536 to 1684 code for a protein of 382 amino acids.
AUGUUGGAGCAGUAGCAACAGACCGCAGAGACCUGUGUAAAGUAGUCGCACAAGGGGAGGAGACUGAAACCGGGAAGCCUUGAAUGUGCGGUCUGCAGACCUAAGAUUUCUUCUUCAGACAGACUAGUUCAGGAUGACUUCCUCCUAUCAGAGAUGGUUUCUGAAGGGGGCCUGAUGGACACAGAGCAUCACUGCCUCUAAACACGAGAACUGCAGCCUGGAGAGCUCCUGCUGCUUCCGAGCUUGGAGUUUUCUCCCUCCUUUUCCUCCUUGGAGAUGUUCCAGAGGUUCACUCUGUCCUCUUCCUCCUCACCUGAAGCCUGCCAGGGCAAUGAUUCCACAGCCAGAUCCGACCACCAAAGAGAGAAGAGGAUUGUGCAUUUAAAGCUGGGCCGUCAUUGCAAUUGAACUGAAAUUUAUCUUUCACUCCUGAAACAGCUGCCUGUUCCUCUGUUUAUCUGUGUGCAUUUUGAGAAGCUCCUCUCUGACUCUGAUUUUGUUCUGAGUUCCUGGACUUUUCUCACUGAAUCUGCCCAUGGCUUUCCUGAUGAAGAAAAAGAAGUUUAAAUUUCAGACCAGUUUCACCCUGGAGGAGCUGACUGCUGUUCCCUUUGUGAAUGGUGUUCUGUUCUGCAAAAUCAGGCUGCUGGAUGGAGGGGACUUUGUUAGUUUGUCUUCCAGAGAGGAAGUGCAGGAGAACUGUGUCCGCUGGAAGAAGAAAUUCACCUUUGUGUGUAAAAUGAGUGCCAAUCCUGCCACCGGCCUCCUGGAUCCCUGCAUCUGCCGAGUGUCUGUGCGUAAGGAACUGAAGGGCGGAAAAACCUACUCCAAGCUGGGUUUUGCUGAUCUGAAUCUGGCAGAAUUUGCUGGCUCUGGAUUCACUGUCCGAUGCUCCUUGCUGGAAGGAUAUGAUACCAAGAACACCCGGCAGGAUAACUCCAUCCUAAAGGUGACAAUUGGAAUGUCUCUGCUCUCUGGGGACCCCUGCUUCAAAACGCCUCCUUCCACAGCCAAAUCCAUCACCAUCCCAGGACAGGACUCCUCCCUGCAGUUGACCUGUAAGGGCGAGGGGACUACCAGUAGCAUCAGCAGCUCGGCCACUAUUGGAGCAGUGCGUCAGGCCAAGUCAAGACCCACCAUUCUCAAUCCAGGUGUUCCAGAGGAACCAGACCAGAAUCUGUCCAGUCCAGAGGAAGUAUUCCACUCAGGGCAUUCACGGAACUCCAGUUAUGCCAGCCAGCAGUCCAAAAUCUCCGGUUAUAGCACGGAGCACUCUCGCUCCUCCAGUAUGUCUGAUUUGACCCACCGCCGGAAUACGUCCACCAGCAGCAGCGCCUCUGGGGGGCUCAGUUUGACAGUGGAGUGUCCUGAGGGAGAGCGGGACCACAAACUAGACAAGCCACCUCGCCCCCCAAGACCAACCAUCCUGUUGGAUAGAUCGUCCCGAAGGAAAAAGGAUUCAGUGGAGAGUCACCCAACGUGGGUGGACGAUACUAGGAUUGAUGCUGACGACAUAGUGGAGAAAAUUAUGCAGAGUCAGGAUUUCACAGACGUCAGCAAUACUGAAGAUAGUAACCUGAGGUUGUUUGUGAGCAGAGAUGGCACAACGACAUUGAGUGGGAUUCAACUGGGAAACAGGGUCUCAUCUGGAGUUUAUGAGCCAGUGGUGAUUGAAACCCGUUAAAUGUGAAGAACAGGGUAGACCUGCUGGCAACAGACCCCCUACCCCGUCCUCUGCCACACGGAUGCCAGUCUUUACCUCUCUACAUGCAACAUUCCAGAAGGGAUUUCUCCAGACCCCUCCCCUUACGUUUGCACUGCAGAACUCCUCCGAGACCAUACCACUCCAGAACAUGCACUUUUCCUUGAUUGGCAUUAACUCCCCGCUCAUCCCAGUGCUUCCAAACACCCCUGAAUUCCCUGCAGAUCCAAGGGGUCUGUCUGGAAGCCUUCUCUUUGCUGGAGGAUGUUCCCCCCCUUCCCCAGUCCCUCAUUCCACGCAUUGCUUCCUUACUAGGGAUUUCUUCACUCCUGUAUCUGCAAACCAUUGGGUUGUACCACUGUGAACUUUUCAAACCACUGAAGGGGAAAACCAGAACUGACAAACCAGGAGAGCAGCUCCUUGUUGAAACAAUGAGCUGGCCACUUGCAGGAUACUUGAUUCCACUGAUUCUGCAUUGUGGAUUGCAAGGAAACUUCACCUCCGAUGGCAACAUUUUACUGAGCAAUGAAUCCAAAAAACCAAAC